CAGCACGGGGCCAGCAUUCUAUGAGGGCAGGGACGAUGGGGUGGUGAGCGAGUGGAGCAGCUGUGCCACAUCUGGCUGGUAUGUGCCUUCUGGUGCUGCAGAGAGAGGCGGUCCCUCUCCGUGCCACUGCUCCCUCCCAGCUGUCACCAUAGCAGGAGGAACCGCCCUCACUUUGGCUGGCAGCCGUUGCCCCCUCCCGGCGCUCCCCACCUUCCCACAGCUCUGCUACUCGACAGAUCAAAUCACUGCCCUUGUUGCAGAGCCACCAAGAUGUCAGAGAACAAAGGGGCGGCAGGCGCAGGUCAGCCCAUCGUCACCACGGAUUCUGCAGAUGUCAUCAAUGUGGUGGUGAAGACCCCGAAGCAGAAGGAGCACUUUGAGGUUGCCCAGAGCAGCACCAUCCAGCAGUUCAAGGAAGGCAUCGCCGCACGUUUCCAAACUCCCCCUGAUCUGCUGGUGCUGAUAUUUGCUGGGAAGAUCCUCAAAGACCACGACACCCUGAGCCAGCACCGAGUUCACAACGGAGCCAACAUCCACCUCGUCAUCAGAUCCCCAACCAGACCGCAGGACGACCUGGCAGACCAAGGAGCUGCAGCUGCUCUCGUGCAGCCUCCCAGCCACAGCGGCCCCAGUUUGUUCCUGGAGAGCGCAGCUGAUCUGCAGAGCCUGAUCUUGAUCCCCCAGAACCUGCCGGGGCUGUUGACCUCCAGCCAGGAAAUAGUGGCCCAGACCACGGAAGAUCUCUUGUUGAGGAUGAUCAACUCGGAGCUGGACAUGAACGCCAUCAACAACAACAUGUUCUUGCUGGGCUUCCUCCUGGGGGUGACGGGCACCAACAUCCUAGGGCUGGACUCAGCAGAUGUGUCGGAGGUGGUGAGCAGCAUCCAAGGCCCCGUGGUGUCCAUAGACAGCUUGCUGAGAGAGGUGGCACAGAGCUCCUUCAGGCAGAGCAUCCUCUCCAGUCCCAACCUGCUCAGUGAUAUCAUCGCAUCCAACCCCCAGGUGCAGCAUCUGGCUGAGCAAAACCCCGAGAUCAGCCGCGUGCUCACCAGCUCAGACACAGUCCAGGACAUCCUGGAGGCCUGCAGCAGCCCGGCUGUGAUGCAGGAGAUGAUAAGGAACCACGACCUGGCCAUGAACAACCUGGAAAGCAUCCCUGGGGGGUACAGCAUUCUGGAGCAGCUGUACCGAGAAAUCGAGGAGCCCAUCCUGGAUGCGGUGCAGGCACAGAUGGAGGACAGCGUGUUUGCUGGUCUGGACAGUAACCCAGCCCCAGGAGGGGCCAGGCUGCCCGCCUGCACCGAGAACCGCCGGCCGCUGCCCAACCCCUGGGAUCCGCAGCCCAACAGGGGCAGCAGUCGUGCCUUUGAUUGGGACGAGCACUUGGCCUGCAGCGGUGAUGGUCUUGUUGAGGUGAGCCUGGGCCCUGCAGUAGAUGUGGUGGAGCCCAGCCACGGAGGGGUGCAGAGCAUGGUGCAGCAGCUGGCAGAGAACUCGGAGCUCAUGCACGACCUGGAAAGCGCGAUAACAAACCCCGGCAGCCCGGUGCAAAUGCUGCUUAAUGGCGAUCACACACUGAGCGAUGGAAACUCCCCGCCUCAAAACCAGAGCACAGAGCAGCUGCCGUUGGAAAUGGAGAACGCGGAGAUCUCUUCGCUGCUGAGGAACCCCCGGGCGCUGCAGGCGCUGCUGCAGGUCCAGCUGGGGCUCAACACCCUCCGUGCAGAGGUGCCCGACCUCAUCCUCAGCCUGGGCAAGGAGCCUGUGGAGCUGGAGGGCAUGGACGGCUCAUCACAAAGCAGCGGGGUGGAGGAUGUGAGCCUGGUGUCGGAGCAGAGUGAGGAAGAAGAGCAGGCAGUGAUGGAUGAGUGGCAGCCAUAGGCAUCUCCGUGCCGUGGGCUUACAGGACCAAAGGCCAAAUUGCAUUCUGUGUCUGAUACAGGGGAGAGAUCAGCACAGCAGCUGAGGUGCUGGCAAAAGAACCUCCAUCCAAUGAGGUGCAGCAACUGGGUCAUCCCAGCAAUGAAACGAGUGUUUGUUGACCGUGUUUCAGUCUCAUCACACAUUAAAUGCAGCAAGGCACAUAC
This is a messenger RNA of Meleagris gallopavo (turkey), 2087 nucleotides long. RefSeq names its product ubiquilin-2-like. Gene Ontology annotation, cellular component: cytosol. Gene Ontology annotation, molecular function: polyubiquitin modification-dependent protein binding. Gene Ontology annotation, biological process: ubiquitin-dependent protein catabolic process. NCBI's taxonomy places the organism in Eukaryota, Metazoa, Chordata, Aves, Galliformes, Phasianidae. The record is from RefSeq and is a predicted model, not a curated record.